ACACGUUAUUAUAUUUCACUAAGAAAUGUGUUUACCAAAUAUUUUGAAUUAACAUAAAUAACAAUGGUUAGGAAAUUGAAGUUUCACGAAAAAAAGCUUCUCAAGAAAGUUGACUUUAUAUCUUGGGAAGUGGACAAUAACUUGCAUGAAGUUAAAAUUAUGCGUAAAUAUCAUAUUCAGAAACGAGAAGAUUAUUCAAAGUAUAAUAAACUUUCGUAUGGUGUGAGGGAAUUAGCUCGGAAAAUUAAAGACUUGGACCCUAAAGACUCAUUUCGUCAAGAAGCUACCUUUCAGUUACUGGAAAAAUUGUACACGAUGGGAUUGAUUUCCAUUAAAGAAAACCUUGGUAUAGCCGAUAAAGUCACAGCAUCAUCUUUUUGUAGAAGGCGGCUUCCUGUAUUAAUGGUUCGAAACCACAUGGCUGAAAACUUGAAAACUGCAACUCAAUUUAUAGAACAAGGCCAUGUUCGUGUUGGUCCUGAGGUGGUUACUGAUCCAGCAUUCUUAGUUAAUAGAACUCUUGAAGACUUUGUUACGUGGGUUGAUACAUCAGCCAUUAGAAAACAUGUACUUCAGUAUAAUGAAAUGAGAGAUGAUUUUGAUUUGCUGUGAAAACCUUUCCAAGAGGACCAAUGUGAACCAUAAGACAUGCAAGACUCAAGAUGGAUAUAUAUACAUAUGUAUAUUUAUAACACCAGAAAUGUUUUUAUUGAAAGUUGUACAGAAACAAUUAUUUGAUAAAUAAAUACAUCACUGUUUGUAACUAGAA
Molecule: messenger RNA, 769 nt
Organism: Limulus polyphemus (Atlantic horseshoe crab)
Lineage: Eukaryota; Metazoa; Arthropoda; Merostomata; Xiphosura; Limulidae
Product: U3 small nucleolar ribonucleoprotein protein IMP3-like
Exons: 6
Coding region: 64-612 (182 amino acids)
Biological process (GO): rRNA processing
Cellular component (GO): small ribosomal subunit; Mpp10 complex; small-subunit processome
Molecular function (GO): structural constituent of ribosome; rRNA binding; snoRNA binding
Source: RefSeq, a predicted model, not a curated record